Molecule: messenger RNA, 774 nt
Organism: Rhipicephalus sanguineus (brown dog tick)
Lineage: Eukaryota; Metazoa; Arthropoda; Arachnida; Ixodida; Ixodidae
Product: MRG/MORF4L-binding protein-like
Exons: 5
Coding region: 61-774 (237 amino acids)
Biological process (GO): regulation of transcription by RNA polymerase II
Cellular component (GO): NuA4 histone acetyltransferase complex; nucleus
Source: RefSeq, a predicted model, not a curated record
GUCACAGUGAAUCCAAAGAAGCGUUGUUCGCGCCAAGACGUCUUUGUUUGUCGGGUGAUCAUGGAUUCUGCUUCCGAAAAUCCUUCGCAGACUUUGGAAAAGCCAUUGGAAACUUCUGAAAAGCCAUUGGAAACUUCCGAAAAGCCACCGGGAACUUCGGAAAAGCCAUCGCAAACUUUGGAAAAGCCGUCGAAGGCUUUGGAAAAUCCAUUGGAAACUUUGGAAAAGCAAUCGGGGACUUCGGCAAAUCCAUCGCAUACUUUAGACUGGAAUGUCGACACAGAGGUGACUUUAUUUAGAGCAAUGAAAGGCCAUAAGCCGAUUGGCGUCAACAGGUACUUCCAAAUGGCUUGCAUCGUUGAAAAGUUCAGCGUCGCCAUGAACAAAGACAUCUCAUCACAAGCAAUAUGGGAUCACUUCGACGAUAUGUAUGACAUGGAGGCUUUGCACGAGUCGGAGAUUCUGCCAUUUCCAAACAACGAAACUGAAUUUUCGCUGCCUGAGAGUGAGUUUGGUGACCUCAUGGCCAAGUACAGAAAAGAUGAAGAACCCAGUGAGCAAGCUCCAUUGCCUGCUGCCAGCUCCUCCGGGGACGGUAAAGAGCUCAAGGAUGACUCUUCAGCAUCUAAGAAGCCUCGAGCCAGCAGUGCCAAGAAAGGCAAGGGUAAUGGGAAGGCAGCGAAGUCUUCGGCUAAAUCCAGCACAAGCAAGAAAGUAAAGCAGCGCAGCGAGGGAAAGACAACUGCCAGGCAAGACCAUGUGUUUCUUGAAUGA